AAAAAGAAAAAAUUCGCUGGCAUCUUAAAUAUUAUCAGCGAAAAGUAUACGACACUCAUUCUAACAAGCCACGUGUAACCUAUCUUCUUCUAGAAUGGUGCCAAUCCUAGUCACCACCUUAUUCCUUUUAACCCUCCACUAUCAUCUCUUCUCACACCAAGCAAAGAAUCACCCAAAUCGUAACAAAAUCAAUGUCUCUGCUAAAUCAAUAAACACAAAACCAAAAUGUCUCUGCAAAAAUUCAAGCUUCUCGCUACUCAUUGCAGCACCGUCGCUGAGAGUCCAACGCGUAGUCCAGUCAUCCACCUCCGCCGUCGUAAAACGCUGCGUUUGUUACUUACUCGAUCAUCAGAUCGAUGGAGAUUACCUGAGAUUCAGAACAACGUAGAUGAAUCGAAGAAAUCGGAUAAGAGAGAUAAGAUCCGAUCUCGUCGGAAGCUUAGAGAGCUUUUUGUUUCGUCGCCACCGUUUGAGGAAAGUGGCGGCGGCGGUGAUGAGAAGGCGAUGAAGAUGGAGGUGGAGGUGGAGAUGGAGAGGGAUGUAGCGGUUAACGGCGUUAAUAAUAACGGAGGUUUUGGUGAAGAGAUAACGGCUCGGCGUGUGGGCUUUAAUGGGUCUGUUAGGCCCAUGUCAUCUGUUACACUUCGAUGUAGGUUACUUCGACGAGCUUGGCGUCCUGUACUUGUAACGAUUCCUGAACAAUAAAAACUCUGAAACAAAUAAAUCUAUAUAUACAUUUUUGAAUGUUUAAA
This is a messenger RNA of Arabidopsis lyrata subsp. lyrata, 752 nucleotides long. RefSeq lists its product as uncharacterized. Lineage: Eukaryota; Viridiplantae; Streptophyta; Magnoliopsida; Brassicales; Brassicaceae. The coding region runs from base 226 to 705 and encodes 159 amino acids. The record is from RefSeq and is a predicted model, not a curated record. The transcript has a single exon.